Molecule: messenger RNA, 830 nt
Organism: Aspergillus campestris IBT 28561
Lineage: Eukaryota; Fungi; Ascomycota; Eurotiomycetes; Eurotiales; Aspergillaceae
Exons: 1
Coding region: 49-549 (166 amino acids)
Source: RefSeq, a predicted model, not a curated record
CUCCACCACUCCACCUACCCCACAACAAUACAUACACACAUACAUACAAUGAAAAUAAUCCUAACAGGAACAACCGGCUUCAUCGGCAAAGAAAUUCUCUCCCAAUGCCUCUCCCACCCAGCCAUAACCUCCAUCGUGAUCCUCACCCGUCGAGACCUCCCUACCACAGACCCCAAAGUGCAAAUCUACCGCAUGCAAGACGACGACUUCCUCUCCUACUCGAGCCCCCAAUUGACAGCCGCCCUGCGCGGCGCCCACGCCUGCAUCUGGUCACUGGGCGUCGUGCCGUCGCGGGCGUCCGACGCACAGGCGAUACGGAGAGUCACGGUAGAUUUCACAGAGCAGGCCGCGCAGGCUUUUACCAGGACUUGCUCCGGGAGCGGAAGCCGCUUCCGGUUUGUGUAUCUUAGUGGUUCCCUGGCGGAGAGGGACCAGUCGAAGUCACUGUGGUUUUCGGGGCCGUAUCGGCGCGUGCGGGUUUGUUUCUCCCCCUUUUUCAUUCUUGACAGGCUGAGCGUAUAUCGAAGACAGUUGAUAACGAUAUUCUAGGGCGCGGGAGAAAAUGUCCUGCUUGCACACGCUACCCUCCACGGCGACACCUUCGAAUCAUACAUUAUGCGACCGGGGAUAGUAUUGAACAAGACUACCAGCGUCGUGGAUCUCGUGCGCGGACUGGCGCCGUCUGUGCGCGUGGAUGUGCUCGCGCGAGCGGCGGUCGAUAUCGCCGUUCGUGGAAAUAAAGAGAAGAUCUGGGAGAAUGGGAUGAUUGGGGGGUGGAAGUCGACUCAAGCGACAUAGACAUAGACAGUAAUUAUCUAUAGCUAAUGCAG